UAUUAUCAAAUUAAAAAAACAUCAACCAAGAAAACUAAAAAGCAUACAAAGUUUUGUAUACUCUUCAUUAUCUCCUUAUGUUAUUCUAAUAUCUAUCUAGUUCCUUGCUACCUUCCUCAUCCUCUUCUUCCUUAUCCUUCAUCUCUUGUUUGUAAUAUUAAUAUUUUUGGCCAAAACAUGGUUCUUGCUACACUUUUGCUAGCGGUUCUUUUCAUUGCUGGCCUCAUAAAUAUAAUCUUUUACAUACCUACCAACAAAAUUCGUGCUUUUCUUCAAAUCAUUUUUCCCACUAACAAUAGUAAUGUUAGUAAAACCAACUUGGUUACAACGACCAAGUUGGAAAAGGAUGCUAAUUAUGGGAAGGAAGAACUCAAAAAAGUGUUUUCGACUUUCGACAAGAAUGGUGAUGGAUUCAUAACAAAGCAAGAGUUGAAGGAAUCAUUAAGGAACAUAAGAAUCUUCAUGGAUGAGAAAGAGAUUGAUGAUAUUGUUGGCAAGUUUGAUUCUAAUGGAGAUGAGUUGAUUGAUUUUGAUGAGUUUUGUUUGUUGACUAGUGAGUUUAUGGGAGGAGGUGAAGGAGAGAAAGAAGGUGGUGUUGGUAGUAAGGAAGAUGAAUUGGAAGAAUUAGAGGCUAAUUUAAAGGAGGCUUUUGAUGUGUUUGACAAAGAUAAUGAUGGGUUAAUUUCAGUGGAGGAGCUAGCUUUGGUACUUUGUUCUUUGGGAUUAAGUGAAGGGAAUAAGAUUGAAGAGUGUAAAGAGAUGAUUAGGAAAGUUGAUAUGGAUGGAGAUGGUAAUGUCAAUUUUAAUGAGUUCAAGAGAAUGAUGAAGAAUGGGGGAGCAAAUCUCUUUGCCACAUAAUUCAUUUCAACCUCUACCAUCCUUACCUCACUAUCUAUGAUAACAACUUAUCCAACCCUAGCACGAUUUACAUAUAUUUACAUUCAAUUACUUAUUUUUGUAAAUUAUUAGUGAUAUCUAGUCUCGAUAUAAGUCUAUAUUUAGUGUGUGUAACAGUGUGUCAUAGAUGACAACAAAAACAUCAUUCAUGUAUAUAUUGCAUAACACAUAAAAUAGACCUUUGAUGUAGUAUUUGUAAAUAUUUGAUUAGUUUCCAAAGUUUUUUGAUUUGUAACGUUUGACUCA
This is a messenger RNA of Medicago truncatula (barrel medic), 1143 nucleotides long. Its product is annotated as calmodulin-like protein 7. The transcript has a single exon. Gene Ontology annotation, molecular function: calcium ion binding. The record is from RefSeq and is a predicted model, not a curated record. NCBI's taxonomy places the organism in Eukaryota, Viridiplantae, Streptophyta, Magnoliopsida, Fabales, Fabaceae. Gene Ontology annotation, cellular component: myosin II complex. Bases 178 to 858 code for a protein of 226 amino acids.